GAAGAGAGAAAAGAUGCAUGCAAACUGUCACUCACCCAGUGCUGAGCGCAACAGAGGAAGUGCCUGGCCAGCCUUUUUUUGACUCCUUUGAACUGGAAACACCCUCCUGAUACACUUGGGAUCUGAGAAGCUGCUCCUUUCUCUCUCCGUUUGCUCGAGUCCACAUGACACAGGGAUCAGGGAGAAGCCUCCAAAGAUAGAGAAUGACCAUGCCUCCCUUGGGGUGGACUGCAAUGUUGUGGUCUUUGCUGGUUCUUUGGACAGUGACAUGUGGAGAGAAAACUUCAGAUCUGGACUCCUGUUCACCACAUCCUUCCUGUGAUGAAUGUAUUCAGUCCCACCCCACAUGUGCCUGGUGUAAGCAACUGGAUUUUGUGCAAUGGGGUGAGUCAGAUGCAGGCCGCUGUGCAUCUCGGCAGGAGUUGGAAAGUCGUGGCUGCCACCCAAGUGAGAUCAUGGACCUCCAUGGCAAGCAGCAUAUACUGGAAAACAGGCCUUUGAGUAACAGCACACAACAACAAACCAUCACUCAGCUGGCACCCCAAAAAAUUGCUCUGCAGCUUCGGCCCGGAGAGGAACAGAGUUUCACAGUCAAUUUCAAACGGGCUGAAGGUUAUCCUGUCGACCUGUACUAUCUCAUGGAUCUGUCCUAUUCCAUGAAGGAUGAUCUAGAGAACAUCAAGAAAUUGGGAAGUGACCUCCUGGCUGCUCUACGCAAUAUUACCACCUCUGCAAAGAUUGGUUUUGGUUCCUUCAUCGACAAGACAGUGCUGCCCUAUGUGAGCACGGCACCUUCCAAGUGGCAGAACCCUUGCCCUCACGUAAAGGAGAGCUGUCAGUCACCAUUCAGCUAUCAACAUGUGCUGCCGCUCACUGACAACGCCAGUGAAUUUGAGAGCAGAGUCAGCCAGCAGCGCAUUUCAGGGAACUUGGAUGAUGCUGAAGGAGGUUUUGAUGCUAUCAUGCAAGCAGCCAUUUGUAAGGAGCAGAUUGGCUGGCGUGACGUAACAAAGCUUCUGGUCUUCACAUCAGAUGGUGCCUUCCAUAUGGCAGGGGAUGGAAAGUUGGGGGGAGCCUAUAUGCCCAAUGACGGGCACUGCCACCUGGAUGCCAAUGGUCUGUACACUAAGAACCACCUUUAUGAUUACCCCUCAGUUGGGCACUUGGCUGAGGUGCUUUCUGAAUCCAACAUCCAACCCAUAUUUGCUGUCACUGGCUCCAGGCUCCCAAUGUAUGAGGAGCUGAGCAAGUUAAUUCCCAAGUCAGUGGUCGGGGAACUGAAAGAGGAUUCCAGCAAUAUAGUGCAGCUCAUAGUGGAUUCCUACAAUAGCCUGUCCUCCACUGUGAAUCUGGAGCACACUUCAGAUCUGCCUCCUGGUGUCUCGAUUGCUUAUGACUCACAUUGUGGUGACUCAGAAACAUACGGGCACACAGAAGGUGGGGAAUGCUUUGGCGUGCACAUCAACCAACUGGUGCAAUUCACAGUGAGGAUCAAGGCCACCACUUGCCUACCUGGGCCCCAAGAGAUUGUGCUACGAGUGCUAGGAGUGGGCGAGGAGCUGCAGGUAGAGCUGGAGACAGCAUGUGAAUGCCAAUGUGGGGAUACCCAACUCUAUGCAGACCACUGUUCUGGUGGCUAUGGCAAUCUUACCUGUGGUGUCUGCUGCUGCCAAGAUGGCCAUGUGGGUCGGCUCUGCGAGUGCAACCAAGAGGAGCUGGUUGAUCCAGAAGCCAUGUGCCGAGAUGUGAACGACACAGGCCCCUUGUGUAGUGGCAAGGGACAAUGUGUGUGUGGGAAAUGCCAGUGUCAUGCCACAGCAAGUGGACCCCUUUGCAAGUGUGACAACACUGCCUGUGAACGGCACAACGGACAGCUCUGUGGAGGAAAUGGGCAAUGCAGGUGCGGCAAUUGUGAAUGUUUUGGAAACCACACCGGGAGUACCUGUGAUUGUAGCCUGGAUACCAGUGGUUGUACAUGGGAUGGCACUGUAUGCAGUGGUCAUGGGCGCUGUAUCUGCAACAGAUGUCAGUGUGAUACUGGAUGGUUUGACAGCCACUGCAGCCGCUGUGCAAACUGUCAGACACCCUGCGAGGAGCACAGGGUCUGUGCAGAGUGUAAGGCCUUUGGAACUGGGCUGCUAAGUGUGGACUGCAGCAGCACUUGCAACCAAACAGUGAGAGUGUUGGCAGCAUCCACUGUGAAUGAGAAAUGGUGCCAGGCAAAGGCAGAAGAUGGCAGCCUCUUCGCCUUCUUCAUUGAGAAAGAUGAGGCAGGCAAGGUGACCUUGCUAGUGAACAGCAAAUCAGAGAAUACUAAGAAGACGUUCCAGGUAGCGCUGGGCCUAGCACUGGGGCUUGUGAUUCUGGGGUUGUGCAUCAUUGUGGGAUACCGUGUUGUCGUGGAUGUCUAUGACCGCAGAGAGUUCAACCGCUUUGAAAAGGAGUGCCAAAGUGCCAAGUGGAACGAGAUGAGCAACCCAUUGUUCCGGAGUGCAACCACCACAAUCAUGAACCCCAGGUACAACAAUUGAAGAGUUCAAGGAGGAAAAUGGGACCAGCCUUACCCCUUCUAGCAAGCUAGCUCCGUCAGGCUUUGCUUCUUCCUAGCUGUCAUCCAAGGGUCAUUCCUGCAAGCUAAGAGACCUUGUCAUUUAAGAACUUACCUUAAUUUUUUCUUUCCCUCCUCUUCUUCCCACCUUCUUUUGUGUCGUCUUUUCAACUGUACGCCUGGGAACAGAGGCUGUUCGGUUGUUAGUGACCUAUAAGAGGCUCUGGGUCUUUCCAGCUAUACAGUGGGGUAUUUAAACAGUGCACUGGAGGGGAGAGAAGACAGCUGUUGGAUACCUUGCUGGACCAGGGAGGUCUGUGUGUGCAUCCCUCUUUAGCUGUGUCCCUUAGGCAAGCCCUCAUUCCUUAUUUGAUAACACACCUCCAUUUGUGUUUAAUUUUAAACCAUAAUACUUCAACCCCCAAUGGGAAUCUCAUGACAAAUUGGUAAGCAAAUAAAAGUACUUCUUGGCAUUA
Anolis carolinensis (green anole) is the source of this 3024-nucleotide messenger RNA. RefSeq names its product integrin subunit beta 7 (gene itgb7). Gene Ontology annotation, cellular component: focal adhesion; integrin complex; cell surface. Bases 204 to 2531 code for a protein of 775 amino acids. Gene Ontology annotation, biological process: cell migration; integrin-mediated signaling pathway; cell-matrix adhesion. Lineage: Eukaryota; Metazoa; Chordata; Lepidosauria; Squamata; Anolidae. Gene Ontology annotation, molecular function: integrin binding. The record is from RefSeq and is a predicted model, not a curated record. The transcript has 16 exons.